GAGCUGCGUAGCCUCCCCCUGGACUGCAGUUCCCGCCAUACACCGCGCAGUGACGUCAUCAAAAGUGCCGAGGUUAGGACCGAACAAGAAAGUGACGUCAUGUUACCGGUGGAGGGCGAUGUCACCCGCUCCCUGGAGCUCCUGCACAUGACCGCGUUCAGCCAGAGCUUCUCCCCGUGCGGAAAAUUCCUGGCCGUUGGAAAUAACCUGGGCCAGAUCGGGAUCUUCAGUCUGACCGCUGCCCUCAGCUCAGAGGCCAAGGAACAGAGCAAGCAGCCAGUCGCGUUACUGCAAGCGCAUGUGGGUCCCGUGUACAGUUUGACCUCCACUGACCGCCAUCUGAUCAGCUCCGGGGACAAUGAGGUUAAAGGCUGGAUCUGGAGCGACAUCAACAAGAAGGGCUGCGUGGAGUCGUGGAGCCGCCGCGUCCCCACCAGGAACAGCCUGGAAACUCCUGAAAUCAACAGUCUGGUUGUGAAUCAAAAAGAUAACUGUCUCCUACUCGCCGGAGGAGGCUGCAACAUCCACGCCAUGGACCUGGAGUCCGGAGCUUUCACCACGACCCUUGAAGGACACACAGAUUAUAUCCAUUGCCUGGCACUGCGUGACCGGCAGAGGGAGUGCGUGUCGGGCAGCGAGGAUGGUUCAGUGAGGCUGUGGGAUCUCCGGAGCGGGUCGCAGACUCACAAGAUCGAGGUGUAUAAGUAUGAGGAAUGCGCGCGGCCGCAGUAUGGCAAAUGGAUCAGCUGUCUGGCCACGGACUCCGACUGGAUGGUUUGUGGUGGGGGCCCCAUGCUGUCAUUGUGGCAUCUUCGCUCCAUGACGCCAACAACCAUCUUCCCGAUCCAGGAGAGUCAGCAGCAAGUUCUCUUCUACCAGGAUAUGGUCCUGUGUGCCGGGCAGGGGCCCUCCAUUAAUCACUGCCAGAUAAAUGGGGAGCUGAGGGCCCAGAUUCCCUGCACCCCGCGCUGCAUCUACUCCCUGUGCAUCAACGAAGGCUCUCAGGAGAACAAGGUUCUGACGGCCGCCGGAAGCAGUUCCAGAAUCGACGUUUUUACAAACUUCAGAUACAGAGCGUUCUCACUGAGCUUCCCCUGACAGCCCGCCGGACGCCCGAUAUGCCGACGCCCAGCGCCACCCCACGUUCUCCCUCCGGCGGCGUUAGACCUCCGCGAUGUCUCUUCCUACCCCACGUUUUCCCAGAUCCAUCCCUGUUUUAUAAUAAAACUGUCUCUUUAGUAA
Spea bombifrons (plains spadefoot toad) is the source of this 1242-nucleotide messenger RNA. RefSeq names its product THO complex subunit 6 (gene THOC6). Gene Ontology annotation, biological process: mRNA export from nucleus. The transcript has 13 exons. Bases 100 to 1098 code for a protein of 332 amino acids. The record is from RefSeq and is a predicted model, not a curated record. Gene Ontology annotation, molecular function: protein binding. Lineage: Eukaryota; Metazoa; Chordata; Amphibia; Anura; Pelobatidae. Gene Ontology annotation, cellular component: transcription export complex; THO complex.